AGCAGGUUCUUCUUUUCUUUGCUUCUUCUUCUCUGCUCCGCACCAUGUGCAAGUUCCAUCUUGCAGCCUGAAUGCUUGUAUUUCCAUUCGCAUUAAAAUCUCUCCCCCCACAAUUUAGCCGUUUCGUUGGGGUGCGUUUUUUCUUCUCAGAACUCUCUCUUCUAAUUUUGCUUUCACCCGGUAAGUUUUAGAGAAAAUCAAACACAGAAACUGAGAGAAUGGAGAGCAUUUUGGAGCCCCAGAUGUCCUCUAAUGAAAAUUAUCAUAAGGAAGAUGAGGGUAAUGUGGAGCUGGAAUCUGACCAUUUUGGGUGCAUGCAUUAUAGACGGAGAUGCAAGAUCAGAGCACCUUGUUGCGAUGAGAUAUUCGAUUGUAGGCAUUGCCAUAACGAAUCUAAGAAUUCAAUGGAAGUCGAUCCUUUCGAUCGCCACGACGUUCCUCGCCAUGAUUUGAAAAGGGUAAUCUGCUCCUUGUGUGGUACAGAGCAAGAUGUUCAACAGAAGUGCAUUCAAUGUGGGGUUUGCAUGGGGAAAUACUUUUGUGACAAAUGCAAGUUCUUUGAUGACGAUGUUUCAAAGAAGCAAUACCAUUGUGAUGAAUGUGGUAUAUGCAGAACUGGAGGCAAGGAGAACUUUUUCCACUGUAAUACAUGUGGAUGUUGCUAUCCAACAAUGUUGAAAGAUUCACACAGUUGUGUUGAAAAAGCAAUGCACCACAAUUGCCCGGUUUGCUUUGAGUUUCUGUUUGAUACCAUGAAAGACAUUACGGUUUUGCGUUGUGGACACACCAUACAUUUGGAAUGUGUGAAAGAGAUGGAACGGCAUUACCAGUACUCAUGCCCUGUUUGCUCAAAAUCCUAUUGUGAUAUGUCUCGCGUGUGGGAAAAACUUGAUCAGGAGGUUGCAUCAACACCUAUGCCUCAGAUGUAUCAAAAUAAGAUGGUUUGGAUCCUCUGCAACGACUGUGGGAAAACAUCUGAGGUGAAUUUCCACAUUUUGGCGCACAAGUGCUUAGAAUGCAAAUCCUACAACACAAGGCGGACGCGAGGAGGGCCUGCUUCAUGCUCAUCAAGGAUUGCUGAGAUGGCGAGAUGACAGACUUAUUGGUAGGUGAUCAGAGGUAUCUCUACCUCAAGAUUCAUGCUCAACAGUCUCAUUGGGGGAAGAGUGGGAGUAUUCACUUUCUCUUCUCUUCUUUUCUUUCUAUGUUCACUACCUCUGAAAUAUUUGCUCUGGUGAGCUGCUUAUUUGUUGGUUGAGGUAGUAAAUUAUCAUUUCGGAGGACAAAAUAUGUUGAAGGUGAAAUAACAAGAGUGGAAUAACUUCUUUCUCAACCAUAAAGGAAGAGACUUCUCAGCCAUUGUGAGGCUGCAAUGGGUCCUGCAUUCAACUCAGCAUACUGCAAUUAAGUCAAUCAAUAUAGUAUAGACUAUAGAGGUAUUGCGAUUGA
This is a messenger RNA of Corylus avellana, 1449 nucleotides long. NCBI's taxonomy places the organism in Eukaryota, Viridiplantae, Streptophyta, Magnoliopsida, Fagales, Betulaceae. The record is from RefSeq and is a predicted model, not a curated record.